AUGCUACUUCUGAAACUGGGAUUACAUGGGCCUUCUAAGAAUCUUAUUAGCGGCAGAAGGGCUUUACUCCCAUAUUCGAUGAUGACGAAGGGUGCCCUUCUCCUAGAAAGCUCACCAUUAAAGAGAAUUCGCUACUAUCAUUCCAAUAGAAGUAUAUCUAAUCUGAGAAACGAAUCACCGUUACAUAACAGUCUCAGAUCUGCUGGUACUCCUAGAGCUAGGUAUGGUUGUAAUAAAUUAUCAUUUUUACGAUUUAAACGAAAUUAUAAUGGCUCACCUUUUGAAGACAAGGAACCAAGGGUUAGAAUUUAUAGAAUAACAACACUAAAUUUGUUGUUAGGGUCAGCAGUAGUUUUGCUUCUGAGUACGAUGAUACUUCCGAUACUAUUGAAACUUAUCUUCCCGAUGAUUAUUCUGGGUAUUUUUAUCUACCAGUACAGGAUUUGGAAAAGAACCAAACUGUUUGACCAGAUUUUUAGGGGUUUGGGUAGGACUAAUCUUUCUAUCAAAUAUAAGACUCUAAAUUCCUUACAAUAUAACUAUGUUCCAAAGAUACUGAAAAAGUCAGUUCCAAAAUCAUGGUAUACAAAUGAAGACAUAAGUGAUGCGGAAAUUUUGUUAAGUUUUAUCAAAUUGAGAGUAAUUGAGGCCUUCAAAAAAAAUGAAAUGGGUAUUUCUGAUUAUUUCUUGAGACGUGGUCAAAAUUUUGAUGAUUUAAGUUUAUUAAUUGAUAAAGAAAACUCACAAUUUCUUAUACGACGACUUGCUGGUAAUUUUAUUGUCACUAUGAGGCAUCAGCUGUUACUGAAAAAUGAGAAUGUAGACAUUUAUUUGGCAGACGUUAUGAUAAGUGUAUUAGAUGAUUCAUCACAAACAGGAAUUUUCAUGCCAUUGAAGGAAUUAGCCAAGUCAAAUAAAAGUUGUAAAAUGGUCAUUUCUGUUGUUUCGAAUAGUGACAUUUUACCAAGACAGUUUGUUAUUACAGAUGAAGGUGAAACGGGGAAGUUUUACGGGAAAUUUACGGUGUCUCACGGGAAAGAUGGUCACAGAGAAUUUAGAAUCGAUGAUUUGUAG
Molecule: messenger RNA, 1074 nt
Organism: Kazachstania africana CBS 2517
Lineage: Eukaryota; Fungi; Ascomycota; Saccharomycetes; Saccharomycetales; Saccharomycetaceae
Gene: MRX9
Product: Mrx9p
Exons: 1
Coding region: 1-1074 (357 amino acids)
Source: RefSeq, a predicted model, not a curated record